Telopea speciosissima is the source of this 677-nucleotide messenger RNA. RefSeq lists its product as uncharacterized. NCBI's taxonomy places the organism in Eukaryota, Viridiplantae, Streptophyta, Magnoliopsida, Proteales, Proteaceae. The record is from RefSeq and is a predicted model, not a curated record. The coding region runs from base 1 to 354 and encodes 117 amino acids. The transcript has 2 exons.
AUGUAUCUCAUUGAAAUUGGAUUCCAGACUGCAAGAACACAAAUUUCAGUCACUAGUAUUGCGCACCUUCAAGAGGCAAGAUUUACAAAGCUUGGACAAAUGCGUGGAACAACUGCUUUAUCAUCUGCGAGGAACAUUCUCAAACAAAUGUAUCCUAUCAGAGGAACAUGGGUGUCAACUUCAGUCUCGAAGAAGCAAAAAAAUGAUCUUGGGGAUGGAGAAAGACCUACUAUGAACGACAAGGCUGAGCCUGAGCUCAUUGUUGCCUUCAACAAACCGCCGCUUCCACCUGUUCUUGGACCUUUUAUUGUGCUCUCACUGCUGGAAAUGGGAUCAAGCGGCAACGAUGACUGAAAGGUGAUUUAGCUCACCUCUAUAAACCCUAAAGUUGGAGAUGGUGUGAAGUAGCUUAUUUCUGUCUUUAUUUGAAGAUCUUUGAAAUGGUGAUCAAAAUGCCGAGUAUGUAACCUAGUGUUUGAGAGACAAGUUUCCAGAGGUUGAUGUAGCAAACAAGAAUUGGAUGGAUUAAAGGCUCAAGGAAUAUAUGGUAGAUCUUUAACAGCAAAAUUAGUAUGUCAUGGGGCCUCUGUAGGAACCCUGCAGGAAUGAAUCAUCACAUAUGUUUCAGGUUGUCUUUUGUAUGAUAAAACUAUGAAAUUUCAGUGCUAGUUAACCUA